Linderina pennispora is the source of this 791-nucleotide messenger RNA. RefSeq lists its product as uncharacterized. NCBI's taxonomy places the organism in Eukaryota, Fungi, Kickxellomycota, Kickxellomycetes, Kickxellales, Kickxellaceae. The record is from RefSeq and is a predicted model, not a curated record. The transcript has a single exon. The coding region runs from base 294 to 758 and encodes 154 amino acids.
CAAAGGGCGCGGGGCACGUCGCAGGCAGUGGUGCCGGCGGGACAGCAGGUGUCGCCGCAGACAGCCCAGGCCUUUGCGCAGAAGACGCUGGGCAACCUGUACGAAUAUGCGAUGUCGUUUGCGACGCGCGCCGACUCCUCGAUGGGAUUGAUCGGGUCUGGCGCCCCGGUCCAGGUUCUGCCGACAAAGGUGUUUGACGACUGGUACAACAACCUCCUGCGAAAGAUCCGGCGGGAUCCAGCAAAUUCGAUGAGCAUGUGAAGUCCGCGCUAAGAAAAAUAAUUGUUUAUUAAAUGUUUCAACGGCUCCAUAACGCGCCCACAAGGGCAGUGCAGACGACACCUGGGUGGCAGGGUGCGCUUUUUUGGGGAGGGGAUAUUUCAAUUGGCACUCCUCUCAAAAACCGAGCCUGGAGGCUUCGUUUUGAAGUCUCUGCUCACUCUUUUUUCCUCGGAUCCAUAGCUCUGUGCGGUAGCUAUAUCCAGCGCCAAGGAGUUGGCGUUUCAUGUACGGGGGAGGCCGCACACCAAAGCCGAGGUUUAUCACUCGGCGGGCAAGAGCUAGCCGCUCGCACUAUAUCCCCGCCCGCCGCGUUUCAUGCCCUCGCAACAUCCACACCAAUCGCCCCAAAAUAUGAGAUUUCUCGCCACGCAGCGCCCGAGCGGAAGUGGGCUGCAGCUUACGCUCAGCACAGCGGCAUCGCAGCGCAAUUGUCCGUAGCCUGCAGCAAUGCGAAAAGCAGUCACACAUGGGGGUGAAAUUGUGGUACGGCCCAAAUGUAUUAUAACCUC